Blastomyces dermatitidis ER-3 is the source of this 806-nucleotide messenger RNA. Its product is annotated as succinate dehydrogenase (ubiquinone) cytochrome b560 subunit. The coding region runs from base 139 to 693 and encodes 184 amino acids. The record is from RefSeq and is a predicted model, not a curated record. The transcript is spliced from 3 exons. Gene Ontology annotation, molecular function: electron transfer activity; succinate dehydrogenase activity. NCBI's taxonomy places the organism in Eukaryota, Fungi, Ascomycota, Eurotiomycetes, Onygenales, Ajellomycetaceae. Gene Ontology annotation, biological process: mitochondrial electron transport, succinate to ubiquinone; tricarboxylic acid cycle. Gene Ontology annotation, cellular component: membrane.
CCGACUCGUAACUUCAUAAAACGAGCGAUAGCGUUCAAGCCAUCCUCUGAUUUAUCUUUUCUCCACCUCUCUCUCCUCCCUCCAAGACAGUCUCUUUACUAUGAUAGCUAAUUGCCUUCUGCUGCCAACCAACACGGAAUGAUUUCCCAGAAAAUUAUGCAGCAGUCGCUGCGACGAUCGCAUUGCAUAUUUAGUCGGGCUCUGUUAAACUACAUAGUUCCAAUCAAUUUUACUAGGAGCGCAUAUAUUCAGACGAGAGAAACCGCAUCGUCUACUAAAGCCUCAGAUCCCAAUGAUCUCCUUCGCAAACAGCGUCUCAACCGCCCGAUAUCGCCCAACCUAACCAUCUACCGACCUCAGGUUACUUCCGUUCUCUCCAUCCUCCAUCGUAACACUGGGCUACUUGUGUCUGGAGGCUUCUAUCUCUUCUUUGCUGUAUAUCUUGCCUCUCCCUGGCUCGGUUGGCACAUUGACUCUGCGUCUAUGGCAGCGUCUUUCGGAGCUCUCCCCGUCGCUGCCAAGGUGCUUUUGAGGACGACUGUUGCUCUUCCAUUUACCUUCCACUCCUUCAACGGCGUGAGACACUUGGUAUGGGAUUUGAGUUGCGGAUUAAGCAAUAAACAGGUCAUAAGGUCUGGCUGGGCUGUGGUCGGAUUGAGUAUAUCAAGUGCCCUCCUCCUUGGAUUUCUGUGACCCUCACUCCUUCGGCAUGGAGUUUUCAAAUUUCAUUUACUUGUAUUUACUUAUCUCAGCUGAUAAUAGGCUCUAAUUUAUAUGAAUCAAACGCUGGCAUAUUAUUCGUGCGU